Colletotrichum karsti is the source of this 1446-nucleotide messenger RNA. RefSeq names its product cellular morphogenesis protein. Bases 1 to 1446 code for a protein of 481 amino acids. Lineage: Eukaryota; Fungi; Ascomycota; Sordariomycetes; Glomerellales; Glomerellaceae. Gene Ontology annotation, biological process: maturation of SSU-rRNA. The record is from RefSeq and is a predicted model, not a curated record. Gene Ontology annotation, cellular component: nucleus; 90S preribosome. The transcript has 2 exons.
AUGGUCAAACGAAAGAGAUCACGCGAGAGCGACCUGGAGCAGAAGCUCACGGAGGCGAGGAAGGAGAUCUUCCGUGCCUUGAAAGGCGCCAAGGGUCUCGAGCGUCAGAGGUAUAGCAAGCGCCAGCGCGACGACAAGUCUUCGCCCGACAAGAUCAAGAGGAUAGAGCGCGAGAUCCUGGUGUUGAAGUCCCUCGAUCUCCAGCAAACCGCCGACGCACACCUCAACGCCUCCAUCCUCAAGGUCAAGCAGCUCGCCGAGAACCCCGGGCUGCCCGAAAGCAUCAAGCAGGGCGUCCCGAAGCCGGAGCUGUCGGAAGAGGAGAAGGCCGCGCUGCACAAUGUCACGAGCGGGCUGUUCAACCGCGUACACGUCCGGGAGGCUGUCGACAAGGCCAUCCGGGCAGUCUGCUUAGUCCUCAACGUGCCUAUACCCGACAAGAAGAGGAAGGGCAAGAAGGGGGCUGAAGUCGAGGCGGAGGUCAAGACGGAGAAGGAAGACGAGCCCAGAGAGGCCAAGAAGGCUAAGACGGAUGAUGCGAGGGACAUUUCCACCAAGAAGACGCCAAAGGUCGAAGAGGAGGAGAACCCAUUCGACGAGAUGGAUGACGAGAUUCCUACGGAUAGCGACGGCGAGAACGACGCAGAGGACGCUGUCGAAGAGCAUGAUUCGGAUGAAGAGGUUGAGGAGAAGGCUCUUGAAAAGAUGGAGGCCAUGCUGGGCGGUUCGGAUGAGGAGGAGAGCGGCGACGAGGACAUGAAGGCCAAGUACAAAGCCCUUUUAGGAGAGGUCGGGGAUGGCGACAGUGCCGACGACGAGAGCAAUAGCGACGAGGAAGAAGAGGACGACGAUGAAGACAAGGACGUGGAAGACGAAGACGAAGCUAUGGACUCGGACCGCGAGAGGAGGAUCAACGCAGCCAACGUAUCCCUCUCCCCGUCGCCCCCACCAUCGCGCAAGAAGAAGGAGGCACGCGCGAAGAAACCGACCGGAAAGUCCGGCCAGACGACAUUCCUGCCGUCGCUUAUGGGAGGUUAUCUCUCGAAUUCUGAGUCCGAGGCGUCUGACCUUGACAUGGCGCCUCCGAAGAAGCGCUUAGGCCAGAAGCAGCGCCAGGCUAUCUGGGAGAAGAAGUUCGGCCAGAAGGCGAACCACGUCAAGAAGCAGCAGCAGCAGCAGAAGGCCCGUGACAAUGGCUGGGAUAUGAGGAAGGGCGCCAUCGAUUCCGCGGACGGCAAGGCUGGGAAUAAACCGUGGAAGAAGGGGGUAUCGGAUCCUCUUGGCAGACAGGAUCGCGGCAACCAAGGGCCGCAGGCUACGCGCGAGACAAAGCCGCCUCUCAAGAGGGAUGACGAGGGACCAUUGCACCCCACUUGGGAGGCGAAGAAGAAGGCCAAAGAGGCACAGGCUACGGCCACCUUCGCAGGCACCAAAAUCACUUUCUAG